This is a messenger RNA of Macrobrachium nipponense, 2858 nucleotides long. RefSeq names its product ankyrin repeat domain-containing protein 12-like. Gene Ontology annotation, molecular function: DNA endonuclease activity; protein binding. The transcript is spliced from 11 exons. Gene Ontology annotation, cellular component: nucleoplasm; cytoplasm. The record is from RefSeq and is a predicted model, not a curated record. Gene Ontology annotation, biological process: double-strand break repair via homologous recombination; resolution of meiotic recombination intermediates. Bases 107 to 2650 code for a protein of 847 amino acids. Lineage: Eukaryota; Metazoa; Arthropoda; Malacostraca; Decapoda; Palaemonidae.
UGAAGGAAAAUCAAGAAGAAGAAGAAGGGACCAACACCGUUCGUUACUCCAGUUCUGCAAUUCUAAAGAGUGAUUUACACUCGGCGUUUUCGUUCCUCCUUGGAAAAUGGAACUUGAUAAUGUUGAUCUUUCUGCAGUUCUUUGGCAUAGUGUGUUACAAGCAGAUAUUCCGAAAUUAAAUGCUGCUGUUCUAAAUGGCGUGGACGUGGAUUCCUUCCUCUCCGAGGACGGCUACACAGCGCUGAAUUUGGCGUCAGUGUUACCCGAGGACGAUUGCUUCAAAAUUUGUCAAGUGCUCUUGGCCCACGGCGCCAAUCCAAAUAUUCAGAACAAGAAUGGAGAAAGCAGUGUGCAUUCGGCAGCUUCCAGAGGGUUCUGUCAGGUUCUGGAUUUGCUGUUGAUCAAUGGAGGAGACCCCUUGCUAGGGGACUUCAAGGGAAGGACUCCUAUCGAUCUGGCUCAUAAAAACGGACAGACAGAGGCUGUGGAUCUCCUGAACUGGGUUCUGGAUGCUGAGAACUACGAGGCGCCAGGGAAUCGCGACUCCAAAGUUGUGGUUUCGUUGUUGAAGGAAGAAGCUGUGGAAAUUCUUUGCGACUCUAAUGAUGAAACAUCAACUACUCUGGAAGAAACUUGCUCUCCUGAUUUGGUUCUUGAGAAAUGCAGCGAAAUAUCACAUUCAUCAAAAUGGAAAAAGACGACUUAUGGCGAUGAAAAACUUGAAGAAAGUUGCUCAGACUUUUCACUACUAUCCAUGAGCAGGCUCUUGAACUCUUUCUGCCUAGAGGCUGAUGAAAGCAGUUUAAAACUUUCAAAUGUAGAUAUAGACUUCAGAGGCAAGUAUUUUGAACUUUUGAAACGAAGGUUGGAAAGUAAUACUGACAGCGAUAAUGAAUCAGACAUGGCAGCAUUACAAACUUAUCUCAGAAAAAGUUUGUUCACCGCCAAUGAUUCAGUGAAACCUGAAGACUGUAGUGAGUAUAGUGACUCUGUGUUUGAGUCGACGAAUGAAUUCAACUUUGAUGAGAGUUGUGCCUUACAGAAAGAUGGUAAAAGUACUAAGCAGAGGCCCUUGGGCAAUGCUCAUCAGAAUUCUUUUCUUAAGAGGGACAUGAAUGAUAACUAUAGCAAAGAUUAUACCGGGGCACAUCACGAGAGAUCGGCAUAUAUAAGUUUUGAUCAGUCCUCAGUCCUCUUGUUCGAGUCGCAGUCGGAAAUGAUGUCCGAUACCCAGUACUCUCUUCCUUCAUUUGCCGCUGACAUUGAUACAACAGCUCCUUUGAAUACAACGAAGCCAGAAUUCUGUACUUCCCUCCAGUUACUGAAGGCACCGAGGAAAGCGAAGAGCGAGGGUACUUACAGAAAGCUUACAGACAUUGACUACGAUGCCGGGGUUUCAUGCGAAGGAUCGAACCGUGAUAUCAAAAGAGAAUUUGAGGCUAAGACCGGAGCAGUAGCAACAAAUGGCCACUAUGGUCAUGAUUACAUAGGGGAUUCUUACAUAGGGGAACAUUGUAAGAAGGCAGAACGCUCAGUUCAAAAAGGGGUUGCUUCAGUUGGAGGUUAUGGCACAGUACGAUUGUGUGAGUCUAUGGGGAGCACUGUCAAAAGCUUCGUUGGCGUGAUGAAAGAGUACCUGUAUGAGGAUUUAGAAGAGGGUAUAUCCUUCAUAGAAAGGAGGUGCCCUGUGUCAGAGUCCUCUGAUAGCUUCAGAACAACUAACAGCACCAUUUCCUCUGGCGUACGCCUACCUUCUAAAGAGGGCCAACAAAAGGACAUUGAAUUCAAAUCGGAAAUUGGGAAAGCAGACAUAAGUUCCACCUUGGGUACCUUGACAGACAGUGUAAAAAAUCUGAGAGGAGAACGUUUGGUGAAAUCUCUGAAGGAAAUCGGUUAUACCCCUGGGCCAAUUCUUCCCAACACAGAGCGCCUGUAUCAGCGGCAUCUGAUGAGGCUGCGCAAGAAUCCAGGUCUGAUCAAUCAGGAUCGAGAUCGAGGAGUUCCUUUGUAUUCUCACGAGCUCAAGAAGGCCUUGGAAGCCCCUUCAUCUCUGAGCCUGGCCACGAGCAAUUACUUAGAGCAGGCAAUGUCUUCACCCUUCAGGCAAAUAGACCCUUGUCGUCACUGGAGAGACGGGACAAACAAAACCUGCUUUAACUAUCUGCUCUUAGAUCCUAGAAUGACACAGAACCUUCCUGUCAGGGGAGCUUUGAUGGGAGAGGAAGAGAGGUUCCAGUGUUUCGUCUCGUCCAUCUUUUAUAUUGGCAAAGGAAGCAGGUGUAGGCCCUAUCAUCAUCUGUACGAGGCCUUCAGAUCCAAUAAAAAAGAGGGGAAGAAAAGCAAAAAAGUCAAAAGAAUCCAAGACAUUUGGUCAGAAGGCUUGGGUGUGGUGUCUCUCCACGUGUUCCAGAACACAAUUCCAGUUGAGGCCUGGACGAGAGAAGCAGCCAUGAUAUCAGCUCUAGGCCUGCAGAACAUUUGCAACGACAUCAGAGGGACGUUUUAUGGGGUGGCGAGUACUUGGAAACUGGGCGAGCAGAGGAGUCUGGGAACCUACUUACUCUACCGUUCUCUCAACAUUUUCAUGCUGGAAGGAGAGAGGCAACUGAGCCCUGCCGACAUUUCUGUGCCAACUUGGAAGAGGAGGUAAUCUCUCUCGGGUGAAGGAGUGAACUCCCUCGAAUACAGAAGUAUAGACUCCGAAUGGGAUAAAUGCCUUUGGGUAAAGGAAUGACACUGAAAUCAAUGGAUUUCCGUGGAUGCAAAAUGAAUCCCCUUGGAACAAUGAGUAAUGAGUAACUAUUGUAAAGAGUAAAUUUCUCUGGAUGAAAAUACCAAUAUGAGUGGAUAAAGAAGUA